AUGGCAGUUUAUUCACUUCUCCGCCUCCUUUUCUUCUUCAUCUUCUUCAUAAUAUUUGUCGAUGGCCAAUGCCUUGAUGGACAAAAAAAGUUGUUACUUGAUCUCAGGAGCGAAUUCGAAUAUAAUUCAUCCAUUCCACCUAGUUUUGUGGAUUGGAAUGAGACAGCUGAUUGUUGCGGAUGGUUAGGCAUAGAAUGUGAUGACAUCGGUCGGGUCACCAGUUUGAGCCUCUACAGCGAGGGCGUCUCCGGGGAAAUUAGUGAGUCAUCCCUUUUCCGGUUGGCAAACUUAUCGAAGCUUGACCUCUCAAACAAUGAUUUCAGCAAAAGUGAGAUACCUAACCAAUUCCAUCGCCUCCCAAAUUUGGCAAACCUUGAUUUGUCAAACUCUGGUUUCAUGGGACCAAUUCCAUCCACACUGGCUAAUCUAACAGAGCUAGUUGAGCUGGAUCUAUCGAGUAACUUCCUAACAGGGUUUAGUCCAACUUCUGGGUUGGAUCUUGUGAUUGGAGGUUUCUUCUGGGGCUACGUGGUUGUGCACUCGGUGAAACUGAGGUUUCUGUUCCCUGAGUACAUUUCGACUGGUUCUCACUUUGUGACUUGUGGUAGAAUCGUGUGGGGAGGUCCUUGGCCUAGUGCAGUCACCGUUGUGCUUAAUCGGAUCAAGCUUGAGGAGUCUAGCCUGGUGGAAGGCUUGACCAGGUUGCUUGUUGUGCUCUCUGGGUUAAUGAAAAUGAAGUGUGUUUUAAUUCGGCAAAAAGUUUUCAAUUCUGUUGAGGGUAAUGUCCCUGAUUCUGAGCCUGAAGACAAGGCUGCUGAAAUGAAUGAAUUAGCUAGGUCUACUAUAAUACUUAACUUUUCUGAUUCUGUGAUUAGAAAGGUUGGUACCAUUGAGUCUGCCUUUGAGCUAUGGGAAAAGCUAGAUAAACCUCAAUAUAUUAAAAGGUAUGGUGACAAAACCAUUGAUGGGUAUACUAGCAUUGCCCUAAUGAAUGCUAUCCCUGAUUCUUAUAAUGAUGUUAAAGCUGCCAUUAAGUAUGGUAGGGAUUCUGCCCCCUUGAUUUAA
Salvia hispanica is the source of this 1065-nucleotide messenger RNA. Lineage: Eukaryota; Viridiplantae; Streptophyta; Magnoliopsida; Lamiales; Lamiaceae. The record is from RefSeq and is a predicted model, not a curated record.